Molecule: messenger RNA, 2615 nt
Organism: Periophthalmus magnuspinnatus
Lineage: Eukaryota; Metazoa; Chordata; Actinopteri; Gobiiformes; Gobiidae
Gene: shc3
Product: SHC (Src homology 2 domain containing) transforming protein 3
Exons: 13
Coding region: 333-2330 (665 amino acids)
Biological process (GO): cell surface receptor protein tyrosine kinase signaling pathway; intracellular signal transduction
Cellular component (GO): plasma membrane
Molecular function (GO): receptor tyrosine kinase binding
Source: RefSeq, a predicted model, not a curated record
AUCCCGAGGGAUUGCCUUGCAGAGGCAGAAGGGCCUUGCUUCCAUUCACAGAAACAUUGAUUGGAUCGCGCUUUUGGAUUUGACUAGAAACAGGCUGGACUCUGGUGGUAGAAGCUCAGCUGAGGCAUCACUGUACCUCAAUAGAGAAAAUUACAGUCAGGUGGCCUGUGAUUGCUCCAAGGCGUUUGCUGCCUCUACCACCGCUGCUGCUGCUGCUAUGUUACAAGGGAGGCUAAUCAGCAGAGCUCAGCCACGUCUGCCAGCACACUUGUGAAAGAGGCAGGCUGUGUGCUCUGUGUGAGAGAGGAGGAGAGAGCUAGAGAGAGAAGGGCAUGCUUCACCGUACCAAAUACAACCGCUUCAGGAAUGAGUCAGUAACAUCCGUCGAUGAUCUUCUCCACGGUCUGUCCAUGAACCCCAAGGUCUCGGCCAGUCCCCAGCCUGCCGCCGAGACAUCUUACACACCCCCAUCUGAGGUACAGCCCACCAGCGCGAGCAGCACCGCCACCGGCCACGGCUCCGACCACCUGGAGGAUGGAGGCACCACCCUGUGUACGCUCAUCAACAAGGUGUCCAACCUAAAAUUCACCAACUCCGGCAGCUUGCUGGGCAUCAAGGGUUUGCCCUCGGCUGUCAAGGACCUGGCUGUGUCUAAGCUGCAGGGAGGUGGGGGCUCGGGCUCAGGCAGCUCCACUGUGACAACAACAGCAGCAGGAGCAGCCUCUGGGUUGGGAGCCACUCACUGCAUUUCCCAGUCAGCCCCCUGUUCGCAGCUAGCCACGGUGGUCAACAUGAGCAAGAAAAGCCGAGUGGAUGAGCUACUGCCUGGAACUGAGGACUGGAAUCCAGGUGGAGGGGACGGAUUGGUCAGCAAACCCUCCAGAGGAUGGCUACACUCCAGUGAGAAGAUCUCAGGACCAGGAGUUACAUACAUUGUCAAGUAUUUGGGCUGUAUAGAGGUCCUACGGUCAAUGAGAUCUCUGGAUUUCAACACAAGGUCACAGAUCACAAGAGAGGCCAUCAGCUUGGUGUGUGAGGCUGUUCCUGGGACCAAAGGAGCUUUGCGCAAACGAAAGCCGCCAUCGAAGGCAUUAUCCAGUAUCUUGGGGAAAAGCAACUUACAGUUUGCCGGCAUGUCCAUUAAUCUAAACAUUUCCACCAGUAGCCUGAAUCUGAUGACCCCUGACUGCAAACAGAUCAUUGCCAAUCACCAUAUGCAGUCGAUCUCUUUUGCAUCAGGUGGAGACCCUGAAACCACAGAUUAUGUUGCUUAUGUAGCAAAGGAUCCAGUCAACAGAAGAGCGUGCCACAUCCUGGAGUGCGCUGAUGGCUUGGCUCAGGACGUCAUUAGCACCAUUGGUCAGGCCUUUGACCUACGGUUUCAGCAGUACCUGCAGUGUCCUUCAAACAAGAUGUCCUCCACACAAGACAGGGUAUUAAACAUGGAAGAGCUGCAGUGGACAGAGGAGGAGGAGGAGUCAGCAGAUCACCCGUACUACAACAACAUCCCUGGUAAAAUGCCACCGCCUGGAGGCUUUAUUGACGCCCGACUGACCAAUCAAAAUACAACACAUGAUGGCGCUCCGAUGGGUCUUGGAGCUGUUGAUCAGACCUACUAUCAAGGACGGCAUUGUGGAGAAAACUGGGGAGAUGAGAAAAAGCCUAUUUUCAUACAACAAGGAUCCUUUGAUAUAAGCGGUUUACCUGACAAUAAAGGUCAGUCUACAAAGGCAGGAGAAAUGCCAACGUACAUGAACACGCAGCAGAUCGACGCCCAGGUGCUGGCAGCGCUGCACGCGGAGGCCGAAAGUGUCCCAAAGGGCAACUUUGCAACUGGAGCCAAAGAUAGCCCUCCCAAAGAUCUUUUCGACAUGAAGCCGUUCGAAGAUGCCAUUCAUUCUCAGUCACACUCGCCGUCCCAGGUUCCUCCCCAGUCCCAAGUUUCAGGUCUCUACAAGGCUGCGUCUGUGGACAAUUCGAGCCCCCUUCUCGUUCGGGCAGUGGCCUUUCGAGCACAAGAGGAGCUAGAGGAAAAACCCUGGUACCAUGGCAAAAUGAGCCGCCGCGACGCUGAGAAAUUACUGGAUAAAGACGGAGACUUCCUUGUUCGGAAAAGCACUACAAACCCAGGGUCCUAUGUACUGACUGGUAUGCACAAUGGACUUGCAAAACACCUGCUGCUGGUGGACCCCGAAGGAACGGUACGGACAAAAGAUCACGUGUUUGACAGCAUAAGCCACCUUAUUGGACAUCACCGUGACAACAAUCUGCCAAUCGUGUCAGCUGGGAGUGAACUAUGUCUUCUGCAGCCAGUGGAAAGAAAACAGUGAUGCUUGGAAUGCGUGAUGGUAAAAAGGUACCAUCCGGAAACUUGAAUACGAGACAUUACUGGUCAAUGGUAUCUUUACUGAAAGCACUGAAAGACCCAAGCAAGAUUUGUUAAAUUAUUUAUAGAACUGUUAUUAUUUUGUUGUGAUGACUGAAAUGCUAUAUUUUUUGAAAAGAUGGGUGCAUUUGGACAUAAUAUAUUGAUUUGGUGUUUUAACAGAUUAAAAAGACAACUGUUCUUGUAGUUAAAGUGCAAAUUAUGCCUCAAAGAGGCGAUUACAAAAGUA